This is a messenger RNA of Fraxinus pennsylvanica, 630 nucleotides long. Lineage: Eukaryota; Viridiplantae; Streptophyta; Magnoliopsida; Lamiales; Oleaceae. The record is from the annotation of a GenBank genome assembly.
AUGUCUCAGGUCAAUGAAAAAUCCCCCAAACAUUGUGCUAAAAAAGGAUUCAGCUUCAACAAGUAUCACAAGAAACUCUUCUAUGCUUUCUCUACAUCUCUGCUCACAAUCCUAUUCCUUAUCUUCCUUGUUUGGCUCACUCUACACCCCACAAAGCCACAAUUCUCCCUAAAAGACGCCAAUAUCUAUCAACUCAACCUCUCAGGUUUGAACCUGAUCAACUCUACUAUUCGUCUCACUCUCUCAUCCAACAAUCCAAACAAAAAAGUCGGGAUUUACUACGACGUGUUACAAGUAUAUGCAUCUUAUAAGGGUCAAAUAAUUACUCGCCAAGCUUUGCUCCCACCGUUCUAUCAAGGGAAUGAAGAAACGAACCUCUUGAGCGCGUAUUUGGUUGGAGAUCAGUUACCAGUGACUCCAUCCUUCGGUUAUGAAGUUGGCCGUGAUCAGAGAACCGGAAAAUUUGUUUUGACUCUGAAGGUAAUCGGACGGCUUAGGUGGAAGGUCGGAACUUGGGUUUCCGGGAGGUAUAGGUUUAAUGUAAACUGUGUAGCUAUUUUGCCAUUCAAUUCCAUACCAUCAGGCCCCUUGAACUCUAAGCAAGGGACAGCGUGUUCUACUAUGGUUUGA